CUUUCAAAAAAUAAAAAGUGUUUGUCUCUCGAAGAAAAGAGAGCGUGUGGGACAGGUGGGAUCGGUGGGUUAUUAGCUUUCUGAAUUGGUCCCUCUUUUUCUUUCUUCUACUUCCUCUUAUUCAACCUCAUUCUUUUGACUUUUAGAAAGAAUUCAUUUUACAACUUUCAUUUCACACUCCUAUUUUCUUUCCUCUUUCUCGAACUCUCAUUUCACGGACGGCUUUCGAAUUCGCAUUUCUUUGGUAAUCAUUUUCACGGGUGUGAGAUAUUAUUUUGAAAACUCCAAGAUCUCCAAAACCCAUUUCUUCUUCACCUUUGUCUUCUUCUUCUUCUUCUUCAAAUUAUACAUUUUAUUUUUUGUUGCCUUCAUUGAAGAUCCACUAGUUGAAAGUUCAUUUAAAGCCAAAUUUCGAAACUGGGUCUCUUUGACAGUUUCGGAAUCUGCUUUCAAAAUGUGUAUUUUUUUUUCCCUCAGCUUCCGCGUUUUUAAUGGAUUGGUUUCUCCGUUAUAUUUGAAGAACAAUGGCAAGGUAAGAUUUUGAUUCAAAACCCAUUGUAAAAAUUCUCUCUUUUUUUUCAUUUUCCAAAUCCGGGUUGUGCUUUGUUUGUCGAAUUUCCACCUAAACCAAACCAAACCCAUAUAGUUUUUAUUCAGACAGGACUUUUCCUUGUAAUCUAAUUCCCAAUUUCCGGUUAUAAUAUUCACAAAGUUUUGGCGUUUGCUUUGUUUUCAAUUCAUUCUUGGUUGUUUUUAUCUAUUUGGCCAAAUGGGUUGUGCAAGCUCGAAGCAAAAGCGAUGCAGGCAUUGCCAGAGUCCUUAUUCCCCUGUCCCUAGAAGCUACUCUAUGCAAGUUCAUCACCCACCACAGAACCAAGGUGAAAGCUACCAUGUUGUGGCUCUCACCUCUUCUACAUUGGGUUCCCUCAACCAAAUCAACCAUUUCAAUAACAAGAUCAUGGAUUUUGGUGAUGAUAUUGAUCAUCUAAAUCAUGGUAAUGGCACUGAAUGUAUUGGUAAUAAUGUUGAUGGAAACGUGAGGAAGAAGAAGAAGAGUAACGAUUUCACAAUAGGCCUAAUUGAGGCUAAGACGUGGUCCACUAUGAUCGAAGAGAAGAUCCCCAAAGUGGUUCCGAAAACGCCAAUUAGAACGCCUCCCGGAGAGCCAGAGAUAAUCAAUACGUGGGAAUUGAUGGAAGGACUCGAAGAUGUUAGUCCUCUAAGGUCCCCCUGUCAUCUUAGGAGCUUUUCUUUUGAUGUUGUUCGCAAUCCGCACCCAGCUCGACAAGAUUCUGCUUUUGAAUACCCGAAAACUAGAUUUCAAGAAAAUGGCACGGCCUCGCCAAAUCCUAAGCCUAUGUGGCUUCAAUUGGAAGAUGAUGAUUUCAAUUCAAAGGCUAUCUUAUCAGACUUUGAUUCAGAAGCCAUUUCUACAUUCAGAAAGUCAUUCCAAGAGCUUCCACCUGAUAACCCUUUUCGUAUUAGUCCAUUGGACGAUGACAAACAACAAGAAGAAGAAGAACAACAAGAAGUGGUUUCAGAAGCAGACAAUGAUUUGUCAUUGGAUUUCAAUGAUGAAAAGGAGGUAAAAGGUUGUGUUAUCGAUUAUAAAUGUGGGGAGGACAAGAUUGUGCUUUACUUCACAAGCCUAAGAGGGGUACGGAAGACAUAUGAGGAUUGUUGCCAUGUGAGGGUGAUCUUAAAAGGCCUUGGUGUCCGACUGGAUGAGCGGGACGUUUCGAUGCAUUCAGGGUUCAAGGAGGAGCUGAGAGAGCUAUUGGUAGACGGGUUUAAUGGGGGAGGCUUGCCUAGGGUGUUUAUUGGGAAAAAGUACAUUGGUGGAGCUGAAGAAAUCAGGAGAUUGAAUGAGGAUGGACAAUUAGAGAAGUUGGUUGAGUGUUGUGAAAGAGUGGAUGAUGGUGUUGGUGUUGGUGUAUCUUGUCAGGCCUGUGGGGAUAUAAGGUUUGUGCCUUGUGAGACAUGUUCAGGAAGUUGCAAAAUUUACUAUGAAGCUGAUGAAGAAGAAGAAGAAGAAAGAGGUGAGGAGGUUGAGUAUGGAUUCCAACGUUGCCCUGAUUGUAAUGAAAAUGGGCUUAUACGCUGCCCCAUAUGUUGCUACUAGUUUUCAGUGCCAUUCACUAGGUACUCUUUCACAUUUUUGUGUCCAUUUCUUUUUUAUUUUUUUUCUUUUCUUUUAAACUUUUUCUUUGUGAGUUGCUUGUUGUACAGUGGAAUUUUGGUAUGUUUGAUUUGAGGGUAAUGAGAGAAUUGUAGUAGUAGACACUGAAUAAUAUAUAAUACUAUGUUCUAAGCAGGUUUCCUCAACCUCAAGAAUGUUGUAACUUGUAAUAGCUGUAUACUAAAUUUCGUUUUCAGAAAGGCGAAGGGGGUUCGUAACUUUGUAUACUUUUUCCAUUUUCCAUAUAAAUUAAAAAGAUGCUACAUUAAAAUGUUGCAUUUGCAA
Quercus robur (English oak) is the source of this 2464-nucleotide messenger RNA. RefSeq lists its product as uncharacterized. Bases 770 to 2122 code for a protein of 450 amino acids. The record is from RefSeq and is a predicted model, not a curated record. Lineage: Eukaryota; Viridiplantae; Streptophyta; Magnoliopsida; Fagales; Fagaceae. The transcript has a single exon.